AUGUACAUUGCUCUACUGGCCUUUGCCACGGUCUGCAAUGCUGGCUGCUACUUGAAGCCGUUGCUCCUCACGGACUUCAUGCACCCUCCCAAAGGUUGCCAGGAUGAGGAUGGUGAACUGCAUGACUUUAUGGCGGAAUGGAAUAAGCACUGCUAUGAGUGCGUCUGCUUCCACCACGGAGCAAUCUGCUGUGACACGAUAAACAUCGCUGUGGCUCAUUCCCCGGAGUGUGAGGCGGUUGUUGACAGACAGGCCUGCACAUCCAAAGUUGUCCUGAAGUCUGACAAAACUAAGGAAUGUGUUUAAAUGUAAGCUCUCUAAAUUCAACACUGGA
Molecule: messenger RNA, 334 nt
Organism: Anguilla anguilla (European eel)
Lineage: Eukaryota; Metazoa; Chordata; Actinopteri; Anguilliformes; Anguillidae
Product: beta-microseminoprotein-like
Exons: 4
Coding region: 1-306 (101 amino acids)
Source: RefSeq, a predicted model, not a curated record